AUGGCCUCAGAUGAUGACAAUCGCUCACAGAAGCGCAACCAUUCCGAGUUUCGUGACGAUGCGUCCGACAGCUCCUCCGACGAUGAAAUGGGCCCUCAACUGCCCUCACAAGCCCCUAAGAAGAAGCGACGAGUCCUACCCCACGAAAAACUUUACGUCGCGGCUUUGCCCAAGUCGGCCCAUUACUCAAAGUCCCUGAUGCACAAGGAACAGAUCCUCUUUGCGACAUGGACUCCCCUGACCGAAUUCCUCAUCACGUCCUCGAUCGAUGGUGUCGUCAAGUUCUGGAAGAAGAUUGCUCAAGGUAUUGAGUUUGUCAAGGAGUUCAAGGCGCACGAUGGCGAGAUUAAGGCGGUUUCCGUGAGCAAGGACGGGCGGAGCUUCGCGACCGCCGGUGUCGACGAAACAGUCAAGAUUUUUGACGUUAUCACCUUUGACCUACUAUCCAUGAUCUCUCUUAAUUACGCUCCCAAUUGUGUAUGCUGGGUCCAUAGCAAGGGCGCCUCGCUGCCACUCCUGGCUGUAUCCGAGGAAACGAAACCCCUGAUUCAUAUCUACGACGGACGAGGCGAGAAGGAGGAGCCUAUCCACACUCUCAAGGGCUUGCAUAGAAAGCCUGUACAUCUAAUGGCUUUCAACGAGGCAUACGACUGUGUGGUGUCGGCUGACGAGGGUGGCAUGCUCGAAUAUUGGCGACCGAGCGGCAACUACGAAAAGCCAGAAGGAGUUUUUGAGUACAAGAGUUCAACCAACCUUUUUGAUUUCAAAAAGGCCAAGUCGGUGCCCUCAUGCCUCUCCAUAUCUCCCAACGGCAAAAGUUUGGUAGCAUUUUCUUUGCCAGAUAGGAAAAUACGCAUCUUUGACUUUGCAACAGCCAAAUUACAUCGCGAGUAUGACGAAUCUUUGCAGGUUGCUGAAGAGAUGCACCGUUCAGGGGCGGGAGCUGCCAAACUUGACAAUGUUGAGUUUGGACGUAGGACAGCUCACGAGAGAGACAUCGAAUCGCAGACGCUCAAGUACAAGUCCAAUGUCAUCUUCGACGAAUCAGGGAACUUUAUUAUCUACGGCUCCAUGCUGGGAAUCAAGGUCCUCAAUACAUAUACCAACCAAGUGGUCAAGGUGUAUGGCAAGGAUGAGAACUUUCGCGCCGUCAAUAUUGCCAUAUACCAAGGGGCACCACAGAAGAAGGGAGUGACAACAGUGGAAAUGGGUGCUUCCAGUAAUCCUCUUUUACAGGAAGCAGAGACCCGAGAUCCAAUCCUGGUUGCUACUGGUGUUGGUAAGGUGCGGUUUUACAUGUUCUCAAAUGAGGAAGACAUCUCCAAGUCGACACGAGAUGUACAAAACGAAAAACCGAUGGUGCUGGGUAACAAGAAGGACGCACAAGCGAAGAAAACCGAAACGGGCACCGGAGCCGUUAUUCACACUACAUAUGGAGACAUUCACAUCCGCCUAUUCCCUGACGCAGCACCAAAGACCGUUGAGAACUUUGUCACGCAUUCUAAGAAUGGCUACUACAACAACACAAUCUUCCACCGUGUCAUCCGCAAGUUCAUGAUCCAGGGUGGUGAUCCUCUAGGUGAUGGUACUGGAGGUGAGAGCAUCUGGGGCCGCGAAUUUGAAGACGAGUUUAGCAGCCUCAAACACGAUAAGCCAUACACGGUCAGCAUGGCCAAUGCAGGGCCUAACACGAACGCCAGUCAGUUCUUUAUCACAACAGAGAAGACGCCAUGGCUAGAUGGAAAGCACACCAUCUUUGGUCGUGCUACCCAGGGAUUUGACAUCAUCCACAAAAUUGAGAAUGUGCGGACGCACAAGGAGAAACCCGAGGAGGAUAUCAAGGUGCUUAAUAUUGAUAUCAUAUAG
Messenger RNA from Fusarium tjaetaba, 1866 nucleotides. RefSeq names its product peptidylprolyl isomerase. Gene Ontology annotation, molecular function: protein binding; peptidyl-prolyl cis-trans isomerase activity. Gene Ontology annotation, biological process: protein peptidyl-prolyl isomerization; protein folding. NCBI's taxonomy places the organism in Eukaryota, Fungi, Ascomycota, Sordariomycetes, Hypocreales, Nectriaceae. The record is from RefSeq and is a predicted model, not a curated record. The transcript is spliced from 3 exons. The coding region runs from base 1 to 1866 and encodes 621 amino acids.